Molecule: messenger RNA, 909 nt
Organism: Pogonomyrmex barbatus (red harvester ant)
Lineage: Eukaryota; Metazoa; Arthropoda; Insecta; Hymenoptera; Formicidae
Molecular function (GO): N-acetyltransferase activity
Source: RefSeq, a predicted model, not a curated record
AUGGAUGAAAAGAAAGAUGAAUUUACUAUUGAAAUCGAAGCAAGAAUGUAUGCACCUUUGGAGUGGGAUUCACCGGCGAUAUGCAAAAUACAGGAUCUCAAGGAAGCGCAGUACGAGGAAGCUCUACGUUUGAUAAAACAUCAUUUCUUUCGGGAGGAGCCGAUGUGUAAGGCGAUUGCCUUGCUGCAGGAUCAGAUAUCCGUGAACGCGUAUCUACGUCUUCUGAGAACAUGGAUGAAAGAUACCAUUAGUUUGGUAGCACUCAGUCUGGCAUCAGGACGAGUUAUUGGAGUUGCUGUUACGCGAAUUAACAGUGAUUCGAAUAAAAGUGACACGUAUAAUCGUGUACAACAUUUCGAGGGAGAUACUCUGGAGAAAAUUAUGGAUUUGAUCAACACUCUGGUAAAACGGACGAAGGCGCAUAAGGAGCUCGAGUGUGACGCAUAUUUCCGAGUUCAUGUCCUCUGUGUUCAUCCGUCCUACCAGCAAAAAGGCAUCGCCGUAGCCCUGCUGAAGGCUUGCAUCCAAGUGGCAUCCACCUUGGAUUUGCCGGCCAUCGGUGGCGUCUUCACGUCGGGUAUAAGCCAAUCGUUGGCCCUGAAAUUGGAUUUUCGUCUCAUCGCGGAGAUCCGCUAUAGUCGCUGGAUCGUCAACGACAAGGUCGUAUUCGACAGUACAGGCAAGGGAAAUUACUCGGCCGCUUUCAUGGGAAUGCGAAUACCUCGCGAGGAAUUGUCCAGUGAGCUGGGAGACGGAAAAUAACAAUCGCGAUCGUAUAUACCGUGCGUUGAUAUACGAAUACCGUGUAUUGAUAUAAAAUCACAAACGACGACGUUAAAUUUUCGCGCCAUCGCGCGGAGAUGUGAGAAUUUCUUUCCGCGCAUAAAAGGUGAAAUUCGAUUGUUUCUU